AUGAACCUUCUCGACAUAGCAAAGUCAUGCGAGGACAUCGCUCGGGGAGUCUCCAGCUUCCUCCCCCAUGUCCCAACAGCCUCAGUCGAUAUAUCCGCUGUCGUAGCAGAGCUCUACGGCAUCGGUGCUACUCUUCGCUCCAUAGAUGGCACCCACAAAACCCCCGCUCGUCGCCAGAAUUUUACCCAUAUAGCUACUGACCUGGAGCUCGUCGUGCGGGCCAGUCUCAGGCAGACGCUGCGGGAUAUCUAUGAGUCGUUGAGUCGUAUGAAUCAGGCCAUCCAUAUCACUAAUCUGCAUAAUGCGGCGGCGGCGGCGGCCGGGACGCCCAUCGCGGACACUAUUGCCGCGUUGCAUAAGCGGACUUGGGACGGGCUGUGGCAAUACUUUUAUACCCAGGCUGGUUAUUCGUUGCAUCUUCGGUUGAAGUAUUAUAAGCAGAUGCUAGAGGAGAUGUCCGCCAUUGUGCAGGGAGAACUUGCGGAUGAGGUUAUGCUAGCUAGCUGUCGAGCGGCAAUAACGACAUUGCGUGUAAUCCAGGACAGACAGGUUGCCAUUCAAGCCCAGCAGCAAUCCCAGCAGCAACAUCAGCAACAUCACCUCUUUCAACAACAGCACCAGAUGCCAGGACAAUUCCCACAACAUCCCUCAUUCCAUCACGCUGCUGCUGCUCCACCACCACCACCACCACCACCUCCUCCUCCUCCCCCUCCCCCUCCCCCACCUGCUCCCCCUGCUCCUGCAGUCCCGGGUGUUGCGCCGGUUAUGAUGCCUCGUGCAGUAAGCCCCGACGAUACGUUGGUGCAUAUCAUGGAACCUCCAAAGGCACCGAAGCCACCAAAACGGAAAUCGUCGAUGAAAAAGGCUGGUUCCUUUGAGCGACAGAGGCCGAACAGAAAAGGGCAUCAGGACUCAAUUCACUGGUCCAACCCGACUAGCCCCAAGUCCCCUGUUGAUUCAAGUAGUGACACCAUGUCAUUGAUUUCCAACAGCUUUAAACACUGGGCUAUGAAAGUCUACGGUUCAGUCUCUACUUCAACUCCGUUACGGUCCACAGGAGAUAUGACAAAGUGUUACGGUGAAAGUAUGCCCGAGGUGAAGGCUCACUUGGACAAGGGAUACAUCGAACUACUGCAGCUGAAAUUCCCCGGUAGGCCACAGGUCACCUUCUCCUUUUAUCUGCGGGACAGGGACCACCGAGUGAGAGUUUUGUGUAAAGUCAAGUCAGAAAAACGGACGGUGUAUAGCAGCACCGUCGUUACAUCACUGAUUAUCUGUCGAGAAGGAUCAUGUCUCAUGCUCUGUCACCCGUCCAACGAUGGUGAAGGCCCUAUUGCAUGGGCAAAUCUGCAAUUCAGCACGCUCGAGUACAUGGUUUUGUUCUUCUGUACGUUCGUCGCCUUACGCGGGCAGGACUCGUCCGACCCCGUCUCCCGCAUCAAGGAUUACAAACUGGACGGCGAAGAGCUUUUUUUCUCAGGCGAGACAAUAGAUAACCAUUACAUCCACGCUUUACACAUAUACGUUGAUAGUAGCACAGGGGCCGCCCGUUUGCAUGCAACUGUUCUCCACGGCGAACUGAAACAUGUUCCCGUAUGGACCGCCUUUAUUCACCAGUACAUGGAACGGCCUCGGUCAUGGAUGCGACAUGUCGAACAGGAGGUGAUAUACCUUACUGAGCUACAGCCUACCGUAUUCAUCAACUCAGACGAAUACAAACCCUCUACAACAUCACGAGGAGAACAUGUUAUAACCUUUACCUCGCGGGAAGACGCCGAUGAGUUCAUUAAAUCCAUCAACGAUAUUUCGCACAUCCUUCGUAAAAAGAGAUGA
This is a messenger RNA of Nannizzia gypsea CBS 118893, 1833 nucleotides long. RefSeq lists its product as hypothetical. Lineage: Eukaryota; Fungi; Ascomycota; Eurotiomycetes; Onygenales; Arthrodermataceae. Bases 1 to 1833 code for a protein of 610 amino acids. The transcript is spliced from 8 exons. The record is from RefSeq and is a predicted model, not a curated record.